AUGGCCGACGAAUCCCUCAAGCCCAACGGCCAGAGCCGUCCGAGCAACGUCAAACACCACACAUCGCCGUCUCUCAUGAUGAACUCCCACUUUGCCGGUGUGGGCGAGAAUGCCGACAAAGGUGCCUACGAACAUGGCAUCCAGGUCAUUGACGAGGACAAGAUGUUCAACACAAACCUAUCCACAUAUCUCGGCAUUGAGAAGGUUAUCCCCUCGGGCUUCAACUACCACCUCAUAUCCGUCUUUGGCUCGCAGUCCACCGGAAAAUCAACCCUCCUCAAUUACCUCUUCGGUACCCAGUUCGGCGUCAUGUCCGAGCAGGAGCGUCGUCAGACCACAAAGGGAAUAUGGAUGAGCAAGAACAAGCGGGAGGAGGGUGGCUCCAACAUGGCGGAAAAUAUCCUGGUUAUGGAUGUCGAGGGUACCGACGGCAGAGAGCGAGGAGAGGACCAGGACUUUGAGCGCAAGAGCGCCCUCUUUGCGCUUGCCACGAGCGAGGUCCUCAUCGUCAACAUCUGGGAACACCAGGUCGGACUGUACCAGGGUGCCAACAUGGGCCUGCUCAAGACCGUCUUCGAAGUCAACUUGCAACUCUUCGUCAAAGACAGCAAGUCCACUCCCAGAUCCCUCCUGUUCUUCGUCAUUCGCGAUCACAUCGGCACGACACCCCUCAAGAAUCUACAAAACACCUUGGUACAAGACCUGUCCAAGUUGUGGUCGACCAUCUCAAAGCCCAACGGCCUGGAGAACUCGCGGAUAGAAGACUACUUCGACUUCGCCUUCGUCGCUCUACCACACAAGAUCCUACAACCGGAAAAGUUCGAGGAGGCAGUCACACAGCUUAGCACACGAUUCAAGGAGGGAUACAACGACCCCAGGAAGAGCGGGCUCAUCGACGAGUCGACUGCACCCAUCUUCCUGCCACAGUACCACAGACGGAUCCCCGCAGACGGUUUCUCCGCAUAUGCCGAGGGCGUAUGGGAUCAGAUUGUCAACAACAAGGACUUGGAUCUGCCCACGCAGCAAGAGCUGUUGGCUCAGUUCCGUUGUGACGAGAUCUCGCGUGAGGUCCUGGUUGCUUUCGACGAGAAGAUCACGCCACUAGAGGACAGGCAAGCCGAAGAUGCUCGGAUAGGGAAGCUUUCUGUUAUAGCCGACCUCGGCCCUGCCAUGAGCGCCGCACGAACCAAGGUCUUCAAAGAUUUCGAUACGAAUGCGAGCCGAUACCACAAAGGCGUCUACAAGCGGAAGCAGGCAGAACUUGAAGGCAAGGUAGAUUCACGGUUGAAGGCUCUGUUCCAGAAGCAACUCACAGCUGCUCACAAGUCUGGGGUGGAAUCGUUCAGCGAGGCCGUCAGUGCGGCGGUCAAGAGCGGUCAAAAGAAGGGUACCUAUGACUUUGCACAAAUUGUCGAUUCAGAGAAGAAGCAGGCACUUGCCAAGUUUGAAGAGGAUGCAAAAGCCAUGGCUAUCGAAGGUGCGGCCUGGAGCAGUCACGAAAACGAGUUGAAAAUCUACAAGAAGGAGCUCGACGACGUAUCUGGCCGUCUGCGCAAGGAGGAGAUGAGACGGUUGGCCACACGUAUCGAGCGCUGGGUACGAUCACGAUUGGAUGAGUCUGUCGGUCUUGAAUUCAACAAGCUCGGAUCCGGUCGAGGCGGUUCUGGCGCGCCCGAGCAUGGGGAGCGACCUCCGACAGAGAAAGAUCUGUGGGAUCGUGUCUGGACCAUCUUCACCGACACUGUUUCCAUGGCUGAAAAGCGAUUCACCGAUCGCGCAUCGAGCUUCGAUGCUAGUUCCGACGAAGUUGAGGUCGGUCUGUGGAGGUUACGGCGCAAGUCGUGGGCUGUGCUCCGCGCAAAGAUUGAUGAGGAAGUUAUGGAAGGUAACAUCCUGUUGAAGCUAAGAGAAAACUUCGAAGACAAGUUCCGCUACGACGAGCAUGGCGUCCCAAGAAUAUGGCGGCCCACAGACGAUAUAGAAGGCAUCUACACCAAAGCCCGAGAGUCGACAAUCACCGUCAUUCCACUACUCGCUCGUUUCAAGUUGGCCAAAACAUCGAGCCCUCCACCACUCGACGCCUGGAUCGGCGAAGCACCCGCCUCGGUAACGCCCGCAGAUGAAGACGACUUGACACCCAUCGGUGGUCUAGACGAUGAAGAGGGCAAGACCCUGGAAGAGGAGAUGACGAUUCUCUCCGACGCCAAGCAAGCCGACCUUCUUGUCCGCUUCAAGAAGACUGCAGAUGGUGUCUAUGUGGAAGCCAAGCGUAGCGCGAUUGGUGGUAUCACACAAGUUCCGUUGUACUUCUACGGCUUACUCCUCGCGCUGGGUUGGAACGAGAUAGUAGCUGUUCUUCGCAAUCCAGUAUACUUCAUCUUCCUCAUCCUUCUCGCUGUCGGCGCCUACGUAACCUACACUCUCAACCUAUGGGGCCCCAUGGCACGAAUGGCCAACGCUGCAUCGCAGCAAGGUCUUGAAGUUGGUAAGGAGCGUCUUCGUACCUUCCUUGAGAGCUCGGAUACAGGACGCCAGGCUAUGGCUAUGAGCGGUGGUAUGAAUGACACCAGGAGACAAGAGAAUGUCAGGAUGGACAGGCUGAAUGGGGACGGGAAGAAAAGCAAGGCUGAGGAGGAGGAUUUGGAUGACAUUUGAGUGGGUGCUUUGCAGUGGUCUUUUGGGUAGACGCCGUUCAAGGUAGGAUAAGUGAAAAGAAUUGCAUGCCAUUGAUGAGGUUGGGUUUGUGGGUUAUUGAUAGACUCCUA
Molecule: messenger RNA, 2765 nt
Organism: Alternaria alternata
Lineage: Eukaryota; Fungi; Ascomycota; Dothideomycetes; Pleosporales; Pleosporaceae
Product: GTP-binding protein Sey1
Exons: 4
Coding region: 1-2655 (884 amino acids)
Biological process (GO): endoplasmic reticulum membrane fusion
Cellular component (GO): endoplasmic reticulum
Molecular function (GO): GTPase activity; GTP binding
Source: RefSeq, a predicted model, not a curated record